This is a messenger RNA of Leptosia nina, 870 nucleotides long. NCBI's taxonomy places the organism in Eukaryota, Metazoa, Arthropoda, Insecta, Lepidoptera, Pieridae. The record is from the annotation of a GenBank genome assembly.
AUGGGUGAUACAAGAAAGAAGAAAAAGUUCUACUUUCGUAAACGGAGGAACAAGUACUUCUUAGAACCCGGCUUUCGAGGUUUCUUCUGCACGUGUAACUUCAGAGAAAAGGACUGUGUGAAGGAGAUGUACAAUUUACUCAACGAGUACGCGACUAAACUAUAUCCAGAAGUUGAUGGCCCUCCGCCGGCCACCGCUGAUAGAGAAGACCGUACGGACAGCGACUCAGAAAGUGAGACUGACAUAGGGGAUCUCCUUAAGAGAGAAGUUGACUCUAUGAAGAAUUACGCUCAGAAGUCACUGAGGCACAAACGAUUUCAAGUUGUGGAGACUGGAGCCUCCAACUGCAUUUUUAUUAAGACUAACCUACCUUGCCCCGAAGAACUGACUACAGCUAUUAUCAAAGAUUUAUGUGCCACCAAAGUCCAGAAGACGCGACAUGUGUUAAGAUUCUUGCCUAUAAUGGCAACAUGUAAAGCUAAUUUACCAGAUAUAAUGGAAAGCGCAGGUAAACUGUUUGAUAAGUUCUUUUUGAAGACAUCUUCAACAUUUGCAGUUAUUUUCAACAAGAGGUUUAAUAGUAGCGUGUCAAGGGACUUGAUAAUUAAGGAAUUAGCAGAGUUAAUUGUUUUAAAAAAUAGCAGUAACAAGGCUGACUUGAAGAAUCCAGGACUUUGCAUAAUUGUGGAAAUUAUUAAGGGUAUUUGCCUAUUGAGUAUUGUCGAUAACUACUUUUCAUAUAAGAAGUAUAACCUAAAUGAACUGUGUAAAGAGGACUCGAGCAAUGACGCUGAAGUAUCUCAGGCAAAGAAAUUUAAGCCUGAUAUUCCUCAAGAGACUAAAACUAUCGAGGCGCCAGUUACUGUUUAA